AUCGCUUCUUUGUUCCAGACCUCCAUCAUCUAUCCCCCUGCGAUUCGGUCAUCCAAAUCCCUCCUAAGCUAAGCGCCCCAGUCGCAGAGGAAUCACUCUCAGUAUCAAUAGCGGACACGCACGCCUUUUUGGACGCACUUCAUAAGCCCCGGGCCUUAACUAAGCUGCCGCUGCGCUUUUGAGCUUGUGCAAAAAUCGACUUAUAAAAUGAAUCGUCAUCAUCCCUACGGUAGCGGAAACUAUGAGGGCGCUCCCUACAGAAGAGGCGGAUCUUCUGGUGGUCCUGGCCCUGACAGAUCGUACUCUCAUAGAGGUGGCCCUCGUGGCAGAGGAUAUGGUCGUGGCCGUGGAGGUUAUCAUCAUUCUGGUUACGACAGCAAUCACACAACCAAUGCCUAUGAUCAAGCUCCACCCCAAUCAGACGUCAACCCGUACAAUAAUUACGACGCCUCGUUGCAAGAUGCGUUCUACCAAAAUGGCACCGGUAGUUACGGAGCUGGUCCUCCUUCUAGCCAAUUUAGUGCCCCGGAUCCGUCAGAUGGCUAUACUCAAGGCUACGGAACUUAUGAAGACGGCACGGAUCAUAACUAUGACGAUGGAGGGUCUGGUAUGCGACCACGAAGAAAUGUGCGUCGGGAACGUGAUGACAAAGUUCAUGAUUCCAUAAUCGAAGAACGCAUUCAGCGAGAACGGCCAUGUCGAACUCUCUUUAUCCGAAAUAUUAAGUACGAAACCAACAGCGAGGAUGUGCGCCGUUCUUUCGAAGAACACGGUAAUAUCAAGACCUUCUUUGACCUUAUUGCUACUCGUGGGAUGGUCUUUGUUACAUAUUAUGAUUUGCGCUCGGCCGAAAGAGCUAGAGAGCGACUUCAAGGUUCUGAAAUAAGUGGGCGGCCCAUUGAUGUUCACUAUUCCCUUCCCCGAGAUGACCCGAAGCAGGGCAUCGACCGAGAGAAGAACCAACAAUUUCAAGGCUUUCUUAUCGUCACUUUGAAAGACUCUCGCCAGCCAAUCGAUCACCACGAAGUCAGGCGCAAAUUCCAGCAGUUUGGAGACGUUAAAUCGGUUAGUCCAGUCGAUGAUCGGACCGAUCAAUGUUAUGUGGAGUACUUUGACAUAAGGAAUUGCGAGGAUGCGUUUGACAGGCUUCGUCAUCAGGGUUUACAGGACGGAACCAUGGAUAUUGUUUUUGCGUGGGAGGAAUCCGAAGUCACUCCAACCCCUCAACGGUAUGGAAGCGUUUCCCGCCUUUACACUCGUACCCAUCCGCUCAUAUGGUUUGAAUAUAGCCGUGAAGCUAAGUAUGAGGGCGGUCGUGAUUGGGAAGAUGGCGGUCGCGGUUUCCGUGGUCGUUGGAGGGGUCGUGGAAGAGGUCGCGGCCGUGGUGGACACGAUGAUGGUUGGGAUCGCCGAGAUGAGUGGGGGAGAGACCGCGACCGGCCACGAUACGACGAAGACUCAAGAGGUGGCCGUGGUGGAGGACGUGGUGGAUAUGGUGCGGACAGGUUUGACAGUCGCCCUCCAUACCAGGCUAGCGGCUAUAAUCAACCAACAAGUACUGCGGCUGCAUACAGCCAGCCCGCGCCUUCCACACCUGUUACUCAGACAGGUGGUAUGGAUGAUCGUUUAGAGCAAGCUCGGCAAGUUCAGCAACUUUUGGCAGCUCUCAAGCAGCCGCAAAAUGGUGGUGCUCCUCCGGUGCCCCCUCAACAAGCACCUGCACCAGUACAACCAAGCCUCGGGAUGCCUACUGUACCUCCAAGUUACUAUCCACCCCCACCAUCUUCGAUGCAGCAACCUGUACCCCCAUAUCCCCCAAUGCCAGUAACAGCAUCAAACCCGUACGCGACAAUGCAAAACCAGAUUACACCUCAACCAGGCCAGACUCCAAACAUUGCUGGAUUGCCGGCGAAUAUCCUUGCUCUACUUCAGCAGACGCAAACACAACAGCCCCCGCAACAACCCCCCGCGCCCCAAUAUGGUAUGCAACCCCCGCCCACGCAACAAUUGAUGUCUCCUCCUCCUAUGUCAAGCCUGCCGCCCGGCGCACCGCAGCCAGGUAACCCCGGCUAUCAACAGCUUAUGGCAUUCCUUGCAUCGCAAAAGCGGAGCUAAUUAUAGUGCCCUGUACCACCGUCUAAUACGGACACUGAUUUAUAUCGGCCUUCUGUAGUGCAAGAUAAACGAAAGGGGGGCGACUAGGAGUUAGGAGGUUGCCUCCGAACGCUGCAAG
This is a messenger RNA of Pisolithus orientalis, 2233 nucleotides long. RefSeq lists its product as uncharacterized. NCBI's taxonomy places the organism in Eukaryota, Fungi, Basidiomycota, Agaricomycetes, Boletales, Pisolithaceae. Bases 208 to 2115 code for a protein of 635 amino acids. The transcript is spliced from 12 exons. The record is from RefSeq and is a predicted model, not a curated record. Gene Ontology annotation, molecular function: RNA binding.